GAUCCCGCUGAAACUCCUGCACCGGCAAGAAUCGAAACUAGAGAAGAAAGGAAAGAAAGAAAGCGUCGAGAAAAACAGGAACAGGCCAACUACAAACUCGAGCAAGAUUUAGCUUUGUGGAAUCCGAAAAAGAAUCCUAACGCCACCGGUAAUCCUUACAACACUCUUUUCGUGGCGCGUUUGAACUAUGACACCUCGGAACACAAAAUCCGUCGUGAAUUUGACGUUUACGGUCCAAUAAAAAAGAUAUCUAUGAUUAAAGAUGUAUCUACCGGAAAACCCCGAGGUUACGCCUUCGUCGAGUUCGAACAUGAGCGGGAUAUGCAUGGCAAGGGUCUUGGUAAGUCCCGUAGUGGUCCCAGCGAUUCUUCCCGAUCUGUCAGAGAUGAUCGCGAUGGAAUCAGCAGUCGUGGAUCAGGCAGAGAAUCAAUGGGAAGAGACCGCGACAGAGACCGGCAUCGGAGAAGUCGAUCCCGCGAAUACCGAGACAAACGCAAGCGAAGCCGAAGCCGUGAGUACCGAAAAAGAAGCCCAGACCGCUCGAGAGAACCGCGUCGCCGUCGUAGUCGUGAUCGGUACAGAGGUGAUGAUAUGUCCCAAUAUGGUGAGUAUGGCGCCGAAAUUAGAGCGGAAUACAAUGGUGACUAUUGA
This is a messenger RNA of Dibothriocephalus latus, 651 nucleotides long. The record is from the annotation of a GenBank genome assembly. Lineage: Eukaryota; Metazoa; Platyhelminthes; Cestoda; Diphyllobothriidea; Diphyllobothriidae.